UUAUUGUAGGAGUAGCUUUGGUUGCAAAUGGUUGGAUCGGCUUUUCUGCUUCCGUCACUAACCGUGGUUAUGAUGCCUCUUUGUAGCCAAAUGUGUAAAGUAAAUUGUUACCUAUAAAAGUGGAAUAGGUAAAUAGUUAACUAGUCUCCAGAAAAGUUAAGAUUUAUUGUUGUAUUAUAAUGAGAAAGUUCUACAUUUAAUUUGCAGUUUUUUAAUACAGAGAAUACUAUUGCCAAAAUGUCUUUACCUCCCUAUUUGUUGGGACCAAACCCCUGGGCCACAAUGAUGGUUCAACAACAAGCUCACGCUCAUUUAGCUGCAGCACAAGCGCAUGCCCAGGCUGCGGCUCAAGCACAAGUUGCUCAUCACGCUCAUAUACAUGUCAUGUCUGGAUCUCCUUUAUCGCAGUUACCUAAGCAGUCAGAGGUACUUUCUGAAGACAAAUUGCAAGAAAAGGCUCAAAAAUGGCAGCAGUUGCAGUCAAAACGUUUUGCAGAGAAGCGAAAAUUUGGUUUCGUUGAUGCACAAAAAGAAGAUAUGCCACCUGAACAUAUUCGUAAGAUAAUUCGUGAUCAUGGAGAUAUGAGCAGUCGAAAAUAUCGACAUGACAAGCGUGUUUAUUUAGGAGCUUUGAAGUAUAUGCCUCAUGCUGUAAUGAAAUUACUAGAAAAUAUGCCUAUGCCUUGGGAGCAAAUCAGAGACGUUAAAGUAUUAUAUCAUAUCACGGGAGCAAUUACAUUUGUGAACGAAAUUCCUUGGAUUAUCGAACCAGUCUAUAUAGCUCAAUGGGGGACGAUGUGGGUGAUGAUGAGACGAGAAAAAAGAGAUCGCAGACACUUUAAAAGAAUGAGGUUUCCACCUUUUGAUGACGAAGAACCUCCUUUAGAUUACGCAGACAAUGUUUUAGAUGUGGAACCCCUAGAAGCUAUUCAAAUAGAACUUGAUUCAGAGGAAGAUCAAUCUGUCGCGAAGUGGUUUUAUGAUCAUAAGCCUCUAGUUGGAACAAAGUACAUUAACGGAUCGACUUACAGAAAAUGGAACCUGACCUUACCCCAGAUGGCAACACUUUACCGACUAGCUAAUCCACUCUUAACAGACUUAGUAGAUCAAAAUUUCUUUUAUCUCUUUGACAUAAAAUCUUUCUUUACGGCAAAGGCAUUAAACAUGGCCAUACCAGGUGGACCUAAAUUUGAACCUCUUGUCAAAGAUAGCAAUUCUGCUGAUGAAGACUGGAAUGAAUUCAACGAUAUAAAUAAAAUCAUUAUUCGACAACCUAUAAGAACGGAAUACAGAAUUGCUUUCCCUUAUUUGUACAAUAAUCUACCACAUUAUGUGCACCUUUCUUGGUAUCAUGCGCCAAAUGUUGUGUAUAUAAAAACAGAAGAUCCAGACUUACCUGCUUUCUACUUUGAUCCUUUAAUUAAUCCCAUAUCUCACAGGACAGCUUUGAAGACCGUAGAGCCUCAAAUGGAAGAAGAUGAAGAUUUUAUUCUUUGUGAAGACAUAGAACCCUUUUUACAAGAGACUCCUCUUUUUACGGAUAACACUGCGAAUGGCAUUGCCUUACUUUGGGCUCCAAGACCAUUUAACACACGGUCAGGAAGAACACGUAGAGCAAUUGAUGUACCUUUAGUCAAGACUUGGUAUCGCGAGCACUGUCCGCCUGGUCAGCCUGUAAAAGUUCGUGUCAGUUAUCAGAAACUGUUGAAAUACUUGGUAUUAAAUGCUCUAAAGCACAGGCACCCUAAACCACAAAAGAAACGUUAUCUGUUUCGAUCUUUUAAAGCAACAAAGUUUUUCCAAACAACAACUGUCGAUUGGGUUGAGGCUGGUCUGCAAGUUUGUCGUCAAGGAUACAAUAUGUUAAAUCUACUGAUUCAUCGAAAAAAUCUCAAUUAUCUUCACUUGGAUUAUAAUUUUAAUUUGAAGCCAGUAAAAACACUAACAACUAAAGAGAGGAAAAAGUCUCGUUUUGGAAAUGCGUUUCACUUGUGCCGAGAAAUUUUACGUUUAACAAAAUUAAUUAUUGAUUCUCACGUACAGUAUCGUUUAAACAAUGUUGAUGCUUUCCAACUUGCUGAUGGAUUACAAUAUAUUUUUGCUCAUGUUGGACAACUUACUGGAAUGUACAGGUACAAGUACAAACUCAUGAGGCAAAUUCGAAUGUGUAAAGACUUGAAGCAUUUAAUCUACUAUCGCUUUAACACUGGUCCUGUCGGUAAAGGGCCUGGCUGUGGAUUUUGGGCACCUGGAUGGAGAGUUUGGUUGUUUUUUAUGAGGGGUAUUACACCUUUGUUGGAACGCUGGCUUGGCAAUCUUUUAUCCAGACAAUUUGAAGGACGACACUCAAAAGGAGUGGCCAAAACUGUUACUAAACAGAGAGUUGAAUCCCACUUUGAUUUAGAGCUUAGGGCGUCGGUUAUGCACGAUAUUGUAGAUAUGAUGCCAGAAGGUAUCAAACAGAAUAAGGCGAGAACAAUCCUUCAGCACCUUAGUGAAGCGUGGAGAUGUUGGAAGGCAAAUAUUCCUUGGAAAGUUCCUGGGCUACCGAUUCCAAUCGAGAGUAUGAUUUUACGUUACGUAAAGAUGAAGGCAGAUUGGUGGACAAAUACUGCUCAUUACAAUCGAGAACGUAUUCGCCGGGGAGCAACUGUUGAUAAGACGGUGUGCAAGAAAAAUCUUGGGCGUUUAACGCGAUUAUAUCUGAAAGCCGAACAAGAGAGACAACAUAACUAUUUAAAGGACGGGCCGUACAUUUCGCCGGAGGAAGCAGUUGCAAUUUAUACAACGACUGUACAUUGGUUAGAAUCGAGAAGGUUUGCCCCAAUUCCUUUCCCUCCUUUGUCCUACAAACACGACACAAAACUUAUGACAUUAGGUCUAGAGAGACUGAAAGAAGCUUACAGUGUAAAGUCUCGUCUCAACCAAAGUCAACGCGAAGAACUAGGAUUAAUUGAACAGGCGUACGACAACCCACAUGAAGCAUUGUCCAGAAUUAAGCGUCAUCUUCUGACUCAGCGCUCUUUCAAAGAAGUAGGGAUCGAAUUUAUGGAUUUAUAUAGUCACCUUAUUCCAGUGUAUGAUGUUGAGCCGCUUGAAAAAAUAACAGAUGCAUAUUUAGAUCAGUACUUGUGGUAUGAAGCUGACAAGCGCAGACUGUUUCCACCGUGGGUAAAACCCUCUGACGCUGAACCGCCUCCUCUUCUUGUUUACAAGUGGUGUCAGGGCAUUAAUAACUUGCAAGAUGUCUGGGAUGUUAACGAAGGCGAAUGCAAUGUGUUAUUGGAGUCCAAGUUUGAGAAGCUUUAUGAAAAGAUUGAUCUUACUCUACUGAACAGACUCCUCAGAUUAAUUGUUGAUCACAAUAUUGCCGAUUACAUGACUGCAAAGAAUAACGUUGUCAUUAACUACAAAGAUAUGAAUCAUACCAACAGCUACGGAGUGAUUAGAGGUUUACAGUUUGCUUCAUUUAUUUCUCAAUAUUAUGGUCUCAUUCUCGACCUGCUUGUCUUAGGUUUACAAAGAGCAAGUGAGAUGGCUGGCCCGCCACAAAUGCCAAAUGAGUUUCUUACAUUUCAAGAUAUCGCCUCAGAAACUGCUCAUCCUAUCCGACUUUACUGUAGGUAUGUCGACAGAAUCCACCUUUUCUUGCGAUUUUCUGCAGAUGAGGCGCGAGAUUUAAUUCAGCGUUACCUCACGGAACACCCGGAUCCGAAUAAUGAAAACAUAGUUGGUUACAACAACAAAAAGUGCUGGCCACGCGAUGCUCGAAUGCGACUAAUGAAACACGACGUGAACCUUGGACGGGCCGUUUUCUGGGAUAUUAAAAACAGAUUGCCCAGAUCCACAACGACAAUACAGUGGGAAAACAGUUUUGUGAGUGUUUACAGCAAAGAUAACCCAAAUUUACUGUUCAACAUGAGUGGGUUUGAAUGCAGAAUUUUACCAAAGACGAGGACAUCGCAUGAAGAAAGCUUGAAUAAAGACGGCGUGUGGAACUUGCAGCAUGAAAUCACUAAGGAGAGAACUGCUCAGUGCUACUUACGAGUCGACGAUGAGAGUCUUCAAAGAUUCCACAAUCGAGUCAGACAGAUCUUAAUGGCAUCGGGUUCCACAACAUUUACAAAGAUUGUCAACAAAUGGAAUACUGCCCUAAUUGGCUUGAUGACUUACUUCCGCGAAGCUGUUGUUAACACACAGGAACUAUUAGAUCUUCUAGUGAAAUGUGAAAACAAAAUCCAAACUCGAAUAAAAAUCGGCCUGAAUUCCAAGAUGCCUUCCAGAUUUCCGCCUGUCGUCUUUUACACACCGAAAGAACUUGGUGGCUUGGGCAUGCUGUCAAUGGGACAUGUGCUUAUUCCCCAAUCAGAUUUGAGAUGGUCAAAGCAAACUGACGUGGGAAUCACACACUUUCGAUCGGGUAUGAGUCACGACGAAGACCAACUGAUUCCCAACUUGUACAGAUACAUUCAGCCCUGGGAAUCAGAGUUUAUUGAUUCUCAACGAGUGUGGGCGGAGUACGCCUUGAAACGCCAGGAAGCCAAUGCGCAGAAUCGUCGACUGACUCUGGAGGACUUAGAGGACAGUUGGGACAGAGGAAUCCCCAGGAUCAAUACUUUAUUCCAGAAGGAUCGCCACGCCCUUGCUUAUGACAAGGGUUGGAGGAUACGAACAGAAUUCAAGCAGUACCAGGUUCUAAAGCAGAAUCCGUUCUGGUGGACUCAUCAAAGACAUGACGGUAAACUAUGGAACUUGAAUAAUUAUAGAACUGACAUGAUUCAAGCUCUUGGAGGAGUAGAGGGAAUUCUCGAGCACACGCUCUUCAAAGGCACCUACUUCCCGACUUGGGAGGGUCUCUUUUGGGAGAAAGCAUCUGGAUUUGAAGAAUCGAUGAAGUAUAAAAAAUUGACUAACGCGCAGAGGUCCGGUUUAAAUCAAAUACCGAAUCGACGAUUUACGUUGUGGUGGUCACCAACAAUCAAUAGAGCCAAUGUGUACGUUGGUUUUCAGGUGCAAUUAGACUUGACGGGAAUUUUCAUGCACGGCAAAAUUCCAACACUUAAGAUUUCGUUGAUUCAGAUCUUCAGAGCUCACUUGUGGCAAAAAGUCCACGAGUCAAUUGUUAUGGACUUGUGUCAAGUAUUUGAUCAAGAAUUAGAUGCUCUUGAAAUUGAGACUGUGCAAAAGGAGACAAUUCAUCCGAGAAAAUCUUACAAGAUGAAUUCUUCCUGUGCAGACAUUUUACUCUUUUCUGCAUACAAAUGGACAGUUUCGAGGCCCUCUUUACUUGCCGACUCCAAGGACGUGAUGGAUAACACAACAACGCAGAAGUACUGGAUAGACGUCCAACUGAGGUGGGGUGACUACGAUUCUCACGACAUUGAGCGCUACGCGAGAGCUAAAUUCCUUGACUACACGACUGACAAUAUGUCAAUAUAUCCGUCCCCAACUGGAUUGCUCAUCGCUAUUGAUCUGGCCUAUAAUCUCCACAGUGCCUACGGAAAUUGGUUCCCAGGUUGCAAAUCACUUAUUCAACAAGCCAUGGCUAAAAUAAUGAAAGCGAAUCCGGCUUUAUAUGUUUUACGAGAACGUAUCAGGAAAGCCUUGCAGCUUUAUUCGUCCGAGCCAACAGAGCCAUAUCUUUCGUCGCAAAACUAUGGAGAACUCUUCUCCAAUCAGAUUAUUUGGUUUGUUGACGAUACGAAUGUUUACCGCGUCACCAUUCAUAAAACAUUUGAAGGAAACUUAACGACUAAACCCAUCAAUGGUGCGAUUUUCAUUUUCAACCCCCGAACUGGACAACUUUUCUUGAAAAUUAUUCACACUUCUGUUUGGGCAGGACAAAAGCGACUUGGUCAGUUGGCUAAAUGGAAAACUGCUGAAGAAGUUGCAGCUUUAAUUCGAUCCUUGCCAGUCGAAGAACAACCAAAACAGAUUAUUGUCACAAGAAAAGGAAUGUUGGACCCGCUGGAGGUUCAUUUACUUGACUUUCCCAAUAUUGUCAUUAAAGGUUCAGAACUUCAACUACCAUUCCAGGCGUGUCUGAAAGUUGAAAAAUUCGGAGACCUUAUUCUGAAAGCAACGGAGCCACAAAUGGUUCUUUUCAAUCUUUAUGAUGAUUGGCUGAAAACAAUUUCAUCCUACACAGCCUUUUCGCGGUUAGUUCUUAUUUUGAGAGCACUUCACGUUAACACCGAACGCACAAAGGUCAUUCUCAAGCCCGACAAGACGACUGUCACUGAACCGCAUCACAUUUGGCCCACGCUCACUGACGAUGAGUGGCUCAAAGUCGAAGUACAACUCAAGGAUUUGAUCCUUGCUGACUAUGGCAAGAAAAAUAAUGUUAACGUUGCGUCUCUCACGCAGUCAGAAAUUCGAGAUAUUAUUCUGGGUAUGGAAAUAAGUGCUCCGUCUGCUCAAAGACAACAAAUUGCAGAAAUUGAAAAGCAAACAAAGGAACAAUCUCAGCUGACAGCCACAACCACUAGAACUGUUAAUAAACAUGGAGAUGAAAUCAUUACAGCGACAACUUCCAACUAUGAAACUCAAACUUUUGCUUCUAAAACAGAAUGGCGAGUGCGAGCAAUUUCCGCAACGAAUCUACACCUUCGGACCAAUCACAUUUACGUUUCGUCUGACGAUAUAAAGGAGACGGGCUUUACAUACAUUUUACCAAAGAACGUUCUCAAAAAGUUUGUCACCAUCUCAGAUUUAAGAGCACAAAUUGCAGGAUACCUUUAUGGAUGCAGUCCUUCUGAUAAUCCUCAAGUCAAAGAAAUCCGGUGUAUAGUCAUGCCUCCGCAGUGGGGAACGCAUCAAACUGUUCAUCUUCCAAGUUUCCUUCCAGCUCAUCAAUAUCUACAGGAAAUGGAACCUCUUGGAUGGAUUCACACUCAACCAAAUGAAUUACCACAACUUUCACCUCAAGAUGUAACAACGCAUGCAAAAAUAAUCGUCGAUCAAAACCAGAACAUGAGUGAAGUUACUUGGGAUGGAGAAAAAACUAUUAUUAUUACUUGUAGUUUUACUCCAGGUUCAUGUUCUCUCACGGCUUACAAACUGACACCCAGCGGAAUCGAUUGGGGAAAACAGAAUACCGACAAAGGAAAUAAUCCGAAAGGCUAUCUUCCUAGCCAUUAUGAAAAAGUUCAGAUGUUGCUUUCCGACCGUUUCCUCGGCUACUUUAUGGUUCCAAACCAAGGGUCUUGGAAUUAUAAUUUUAUGGGAGUACGACACGACCCGAACAUGAAAUACGAAUUGCAGUUAGCAAAUCCCAAGGAAUUUUAUCACGAGGUACAUCGCCCUGCUCAUUUCUUAAAUUUUGCUAGUCUUGAGGAAGGCGAUGGCGUUGGAGCUGAUCGUGAAGACAUGUAUGCAUAAAUAAUCUGAGAAUAAACUUUUACACCUGUUCACACGAUUCAUUUUUCAAUACACUGACUGUAUGAAAAUUACUAAAGCAUUGUAUUAUAACCAUAUAUUUUGUUACAUUAAAAAUUUAUUAUUUAAACAAACCAAGAAACAUAAUAAUUCAAGAUUUAUAUUAUUACCGAUUUUCAAUAAACUUCAUAGCUAAGA
Messenger RNA from Leptopilina boulardi, 7575 nucleotides. It is a transcript of the gene Prp8, whose product is annotated as pre-mRNA-processing-splicing factor 8. Gene Ontology annotation, cellular component: U5 snRNP; catalytic step 2 spliceosome. The record is from RefSeq and is a predicted model, not a curated record. Gene Ontology annotation, biological process: spliceosomal tri-snRNP complex assembly; mRNA splicing, via spliceosome. The transcript is spliced from 11 exons. Gene Ontology annotation, molecular function: U1 snRNA binding; protein binding; U6 snRNA binding. NCBI's taxonomy places the organism in Eukaryota, Metazoa, Arthropoda, Insecta, Hymenoptera, Figitidae. Bases 238 to 7380 code for a protein of 2380 amino acids.